Molecule: messenger RNA, 440 nt
Organism: Sinocyclocheilus grahami
Lineage: Eukaryota; Metazoa; Chordata; Actinopteri; Cypriniformes; Cyprinidae
Product: aryl hydrocarbon receptor-like
Exons: 3
Biological process (GO): response to xenobiotic stimulus; xenobiotic metabolic process; regulation of transcription by RNA polymerase II
Cellular component (GO): nucleus; aryl hydrocarbon receptor complex
Molecular function (GO): transcription cis-regulatory region binding; nuclear receptor activity
Source: RefSeq, a predicted model, not a curated record
GCGCUCAAUUUUCAGGGACGGCUGAAAUAUCUUCACAGACAAGACCGGACCACAGAGGGCAAAGAGCUCGCCCUGUUUGCCACCGCCACCCCCGUUCAGCCCCCUGCUCUCCUAGAAAUCAGGACCAACACCCUCUUUUUCCAGACCAAACACAAACUGGAUUUUACACCAGUGGGUGUGGACACCAGGGGGAAGGUGGUUCUGGGUUACACUGAGCAGGAGCUGUGCAUGAGAGGAUCUGGAUAUCAGUUCAUCCAUGCUGCUGACAUGAUGUACUGCGCUGACAAACACUUACGCAUGAUGAAAACAGGAGAGAGCGGUUUCUCCAUCUUCAGGCUCUUGAGUAAGACCGGCGUGUGGAUCUGGGUCCAGGCCAACGCUAGAAUGGUGCUCAAGGCAGGCAAACCCGACUUCAUCAUCUGCCAUCAGAAACCCUUGAC